CCCCGCCCGUUGUCGCGACUUCCGGUGGCCGCUCUAGCCGGCGCCGCGUCUAUGCCCGCGGCGCUGGGGAAUGUUUAUUGUCGCGGGGAGUCGGCCCAGGACCCGGAACGCCGCCGGGCGCCAGCGGCGGGGCGCCUAGCAACCGGCACCCCCGCGCCGCCCCGCCCGCCGCUGCCCGCCCGCCCGCACGGAUGUGAUCUUCAUGGUGAGCUGGUGGGAAAUUGAGUUGUAAAUCACCCCAAUGGAUGCGGACAGUGAUGUUGCAUUGGACAUUUUAAUCACAAAUGUAGUGUGUGUUUUUAGAACAAGAUGUCAUUUAAACUUGAGGAAGAUCGCAUUAGAAGGAGCAAAUGUGAUAUACAAGCGUGAUGUUGGGAAAGUAUUAAUGAAGCUUAGGAAACCUAGGAUUACGGCCACAAUUUGGUCCUCAGGAAAAGUUAUUUGCACAGGAGCCACAAGUGAAGAAGAAGCUAAAUUUGGUGCCAGACGAUUAGCUCGUAGUCUACAGAAACUAGGUUUUCAGGUUAUUUUCACAGAUUUUAAAGUUGUGAAUGUUUUAGCAGUGUGUAACAUGCCCUUUGAGAUCAGAUUGCCAGAAUUUACGAAGAAUAACAGACCUCAUGCGAGUUAUGAACCAGAACUUCAUCCUGCCGUGUGUUACAGAAUAAAAACUCUCAGAGCUACCUUACAGAUUUUUUCCACAGGCAGUAUCACAGUUACAGCUCAACUGAGAGAGAACCACCACCUGAAUCACAGGCAUCAGUGAUUUUUCCGAUCUAAUCAGAGAUGUCAUUGUCCUGGGUCUUGGAGACGCCAUGCUAUGUUUUUUCCUCUUUUGCUAAUUUUUAUUUUCCAUUUUUUGUUAUGUUUGCUUGUGAGGUGUCCACCACAGGUUUCCAAAUGCGAGAAGCCAGGUUUUUGAGAGCAUACUUGUUAAAAUGACACAGAACUAAAACCAUCACUUUAUAUCACAUAAGCGGGAAUUGUCUUGCAGUUGUUAGAGCUCAGCUACUGAUUCUGAAGUUGGGUAGGGAUUUUUACUUCCAGAUCUUCCUUAAUUAACAAAUACCUAGGUUUUAUGGGGAACAUUUUUCACAAAAUAUCAGAAGUGUUUUUUAAAGAAGACAAACUCCAUGUUUGGUAAUCUGAAAAUAUAGGGCUAAAAAGGAUUUCAAGAUAACAGUAAAUGUUCUGAACAGAGCAACUGGUCUAGCCAAAACUGGAAACUAAAUUUAAAAUACGUAAGAAGCUUGAGCAUCACUGCAGUAAUAAAAGGCUUUCAGUGUGUCUUGCCAUCCUCCUAACAAGAUUUAGCCUUCCUGUAAGAUUAUUAUUACUCUGUAGAGGGGACAAAAUCACUUUCAUAUUUACAGAAUUGCUCAUUCUAAUAUUAAGGCAAAUAUGGUAAACAUCAAAGUUUUACUUCCUUCUGAUCUACUUGUUAGAGUGAGUUUGAAAUAUCUCAGUUGGGUUUUAAGGCUUCUGUUUUGCCUAGGCCUGCCUUCUAGGGGAAAAAAUGUGCACGGUCUUACCCUUCUUGUUCUAAAAAUGUUUUAAAUUACUUUUCAGCCUUGCUGUACUCCCUCUCAAGUACAUUCAGAUGAGCUUCCUUUUGACCAUUCAUGUUUCUGUAGUCAUAGUAUUUGUCAUGCCACUAACUCUUGAGAUACAUAAUUAGAAAUGCUAUUAAAAAAACCAGGAACGUGGGUUUUUUAAUGGAACAAGUAUAAAAAUAUUUAAGAGUUACAUUAAAAAAAGAAAAGAAAAAGAAAUUAUAUGUAAUAAGAAGUAGUAUUAAUUUUUCCUCUAAAAUGAGUGAUGAGAGGGUUGUUUUGGGAUUUCAUUUUGGUUUGGUGGGGUUUUUUUUCCUUCUGUUACCCUCCCUGCAAUGACGAUCCAGUUUUUACAUGUCUUAAAACCUAGAGAGUAGCUUUUUUUUUUUUUACAAGAACUGUUUGCCUACUCCUGCAGCCACUUUCUGAUGGCUUCCUCUAUAAAUUGCAUUUCUAUAAUAGCAAACAAAUUUAAGGAAGGUGCAGUAUCUGCCCAGAAGGCAGGUAACCAUUCACCAGGCUUGUUUUAGGUGAGUGCUUAACUUGAGAAGUUUGAAAAUACAGAAAGAAUCCUAUUCCAUUCCAUUUUCUUUCUGACUGAGCAUGUAAAUUUAGACAAUAUUUCCAUAAUUACUUAGAUAAGUAAGUUCUGACUUGUUAUUCAUGAUUUUGGGGAACCAUUUUGAACAGUUCUCAAUACUUGGAAGAAACUUUUGAAGUCUAAAACGAGGUUAAAAAACCCUGAGUUCACAAUCAUCAAAGCACAUGAGAAAUUGCUGAUUUCAUUCAUCAGCAUCACCAGACUUCUGUCCAGAAUGGAUUUCUUCUGGCUGUUACUGCUUGCUUAUUUGCAGUUGUAAUUGUUCAUUGCAUUAUGAUCUAGUACUGUUGGAAAGCAUCACUAGCUCAUUUUUCUUCUUUCCCCAAAUGCUCAUAGAUCAUGAUAGUUAAUCUUCAUAUGCUUCAUCCUGAGACAGUAACCAUUUCCUGGCUUGCAGGUUUUGACCUGAGAUCAGUGGUGGGGCUGUUUGCAAAAUCCAGGAAGUAAUAGACCAUAAUUUUCAAAUAUAAACUUGCUUGAAACAUGCGUGGGUUAAAUCCAGUAUUAUGUAGUGGUAGUUUUUGUUGGUAGUUUUUUAAAACAAGAGAUAAAAGUGGCUAGGCUUGGAGUAAUACAAAUUCCUAGAAGACUAGCAUAAGUAAAAUAAUUUCUUUUGCCUUUGCUGCCUUCUCUGGGCUGCUUAAGCCAGUAAAUCAAAAAAGCUAUUACAAAAUUAAAUGACAGUAUUAUUUGUAGUCCAGCCAUUGACCAUUGUAGAACAUCUUGCAGAUUUCAUGUGAGACUCUCUUCUAAGUGAAAGCGGUCAGAGGAACACCACAUUAAAUUGGGAGAAAUGAGGGAGAAAUUAUUGUUGUCUACAGUAUAAGGUUGUGGUAAUUAAAAAUAUCAAGGCUAUUUUACAGAUAUUAUGAUUGUUUUAAUUUCUGAUUCCCUGACUUUUCUCUCCCUACUGCUUUGUUGUUUUUUUUUUAAAUAUGUCUCAGGGCCAAACGUAAAGGCUGUUGCCAGUGCUGUGGAACAGAUUUACCCAUUCGUGUUUGAAAGCAGGAAAUAAAUUUUAUAAAUCACCACUUGAUGGUUAGGUUCCCUAACCAAGCACCUUUAAAGACUGCUGCACAUUGGACUAAAAGCAAAAAGGAAAACUGGACCAACCAUAGCAGGGGAAUACAGACUCUUUUACUUGCUCGUGGCCACAGUAUAAACUCCAGUUCUUUUGGAUUUUACUCUUAACAGUGCUGUAUUGUAAAAACGGAAGUUUACAAGAUAUGAAAUUGCUGCUUUUAAAAAGACAUUCUAUUUAUUUUUGCAGUAAUUUCUGUGUAUUCAUAAGCAAAGCUGUCACGAUGUGCACUACCUUUAAAACAUAAUUAUUUUUUUUUUUUUAGUUUGAGCUUGUGUUUUAUUUGUGAAUAGUCUUUUACAUUUUUGUAUGCUGAAUAUUGGGCACCAAAGAAGCUGUAAAAGUUACCUUUUUCACCUGAUGAAUGUGCACAAAUAAAAGUUUGGAAAAUAUUUCUCUUCAUACCUGUUCUGUUAUAUUCCUUUCCCUUUUUCUAUUACAGUUAAAAUUGUAUAGUUGCAAAUUAAUUUGAAACAAUGUAAGAAUAGUCUUUUGCUGAUACCUUCUGUUUCUAUUUGUAGUACGUGUAAAACAUUGUGCGUGGGUUAGAUUGAAAUCUAUAGUAGUUACGUAUGUUUAUCCGAGGAUGAAAUUUGGUUUGUUCCCUUAAUUACAUGUCAGACUUCAAGUAUUUUCUUGCUGUUACAUGAAGAAAAGACAUUUCUAAAUAUAAAGUUCUACAGCAAGUGUUUUCCUGUAGAUGAUGGGGAAAUCUUAUCAACUAAAGAAGCUACUGUAGAAAUACCAACUGCCUUGUCCAGCGACUGGAUGCAAAAGGAAGAAAGUUACUAUGUGAGCUUCGAUUUUCAGGAAAGUUGUGUUGUGCUUCAACUCAAGAAGAUGGUAUGGUCACGCUAAUCCAGCCCCAGGCUAUUGCUGAAUGAUUAACACAGACCUUUUCUACACUCUUCUUACUGUAUAACAUUUUCAUGACAGGAGCUGCCAACAAGCAAUGAAGCUUGAUUCUGGCAUGUAUUGUUAUUGGUGUUAAUCUUGGACUUGGAAGCCAGUAGAUGUUUCUCUCAAUAAGUGCACAUUUGAAGCAGAAGAGAGGUGAAUGCUUAAAAGUAACUGCAAAUGCUACUUUUUAAAAAGACACAAUAAAUAUGUAUAAAUGUA
Messenger RNA from Falco peregrinus (peregrine falcon), 4354 nucleotides. RefSeq names its product TATA-box binding protein like 1 (gene TBPL1). Gene Ontology annotation, biological process: DNA-templated transcription initiation. The coding region runs from base 242 to 766 and encodes 174 amino acids. The transcript is spliced from 7 exons. Gene Ontology annotation, molecular function: general transcription initiation factor activity; DNA binding. The record is from RefSeq and is a predicted model, not a curated record. NCBI's taxonomy places the organism in Eukaryota, Metazoa, Chordata, Aves, Falconiformes, Falconidae.